Peronospora belbahrii is the source of this 2169-nucleotide messenger RNA. The record is from the annotation of a GenBank genome assembly. NCBI's taxonomy places the organism in Eukaryota, Oomycota, Peronosporomycetes, Peronosporales, Peronosporaceae.
AUGAAAUGGAUGGGAUUAAUGAUGAUGUUUCAUACGAAAAGAGAUCGAGGACGUAGUGUUGGUAAUCUUGGAUUGACUCAAUGUACACAAAGUAAUAUCGAUCUUGAAGCAGAGAAUUGUAAACCAAGAGCUUAUACAGGUCCAAUUGUCGCUCAAGAUGAUGGAAAUGGUGAUCAAUCGACGGAUACAGAAGAUGCUCAGCACUUUUUUCCAGAUCAUGAUGGACUAUUCAGGACUAUAACAACUACGUCUGAUACUUCAUUAGAGCUAGGGAAUAGCGAGAAGAAUGAACCCGUUGAUUGGGGACUUUGUGGAAAUGAAGAUACAAUGUUCAAGUACGACGGCGUAGAAGAAGCUAUAAAGCCAGUGUUAUUAGAUACAGAGUUGCUGGAUUCACGUAAAGAAACAAAGACGUUGGCUAGUGACCAGUUUUUAUUUGAUGAAGCAGGUGCGAGUAGAUUUGGAGCAGUGGUUGUGAAAAAUGCUGGAAAAGAUGAAGAAGAAGAUGACGAAGUUGAGUUUGUGGACGAAGAUUUUGCGGCGCGGGAAGCGCACAAGGAGAAGGAAAAGAACAUGAAGCGACGGGCGCAGAAGCUUGAGUCCAACAAAGAUUUGUACGCCGAGAUGGCGGCAGCAAGACUUGCUGAUAUGCGCAAGGACGCGCGUUAUCGGAAAAAGCGUCACAGCCACAAUCAUACUCGCUCGUUCGCUGGCAGUGACGAGAGCGACAUCGAAAUCUACGAUGAAGACGAGUCAGAGGUUGUAGGAGAAGAAGUUGAGGGCGAGCUAGAAGAUACGCAUCAGCGCCGCAGCAGCUUGCGUAGUCGGCGCAGCUCCAGGAGCCACAAAAAGAGUUUUUUAAGCAAUAGCGAUAAGGCUGGCAGUGUGCAGAAUGGAUACGCAAGUGAGGAUGAAGAAGAAGUAGAGGAGGAGGAGGACGAGGAGGCAGUACCUUCUGCUGCAGACAUUCCUAUACAAAUGGAUGAAGUUGGGAGUACACAGACUGAAAGAACCGACGCUAGUACUGCAGAGGCCAAAGAACUGCGCCAGCUGAAGAAGAAGUAUCGUGCUGAACGUCGUGCAAAGAAGCGUCUGAUGAGAGAAAAGGAGGAGGAGGAACGCACGGCUUUGGAGGCAGCUGAGCUUGCACGGGCCCACCGUGACAAGCAGCGAGCUCGUGAAGAGACUAAGGCUCGUGAAGAGCAGGAAAAGCGUGACAAGAAGCAGCGCCGAGAAAUGAAGGAGAAACUAAAACGUGAAAAGGCCAAGCAGCGUCAGGCUAAGGCUGAAUUCCGAAAGCUGCUAGAGUUAAAACAGGCAGAGGAGGAGCGUCGUGAGCGCGAAUGGAUGGAGAAGAAGGAAAAGAAGGAGAAAAAGAAGUCAAAGAAAAAAGAAAAGUACACUUUGCCUGCUGAACGCAUUCACCGAAAGGAAGAGCGAGAAGCCGAGCACGCUGUUGUCGCGAACGAAGCUGAAGCUGAGAUCUCGAACGCACUGGUUAUUGUAGAAAAGCCAGCAGAUACGAAAACAGUCCAGCAGCCGGCAGUCCUCAGGCCCACUCCGGCAUCGGCCGUUGUGUCACCUUCGACCAUUAUAACUGGAGCUGCCCCGACACAACAGGUUACCUUCGCAUCUGCACCAUGCGCUGUCCUGACUCCUUCUCCUGAACCUGAUACUGCUGUCGCUUCUGUUUCUGCUACUGGACGUGUUGAAGGUGCAGCCGCCUCCGCGCAAGCAAUGCCGGUACCGAUGUACCAUAUGUCUCCGCCACCUUCUGUGCCAUCAUAUUCAACUGGUCCGCAUAACAUGCCGGCUUACGGUCUAGCAGCCACCUUCGGUGCUUAUCCUCCGUUUUACCUUGCUCCGUACAGCUACGGAGGACCCACGGGAUUGCAACCUACAUUCAUGCGUCCGAACAUGGGAUUUGUGGCUGGACUGAGCGCGAUGAAUUCGUUCGGCACUAUUGCUGGCCCGGCACCGGCGCCAUUCAUCCAGAAUCCAGCUGAGCCUAUGAUUGGUCCGCAACUGCCUGAUUUGAAGGAGAAUGCUCAAGCCUCAUUGUCAGGCGCAAGACCACCUUCCUUUCCAUCAUUCACCUCAUCACCUGACAAGUCGACCGGCCCAAAGCUGGCAAAUCUGCCAGAGUUGCCUGACGUGAUUGAGUUUUAG